CACUUUCACACGAGCGCGAGCGUUUUGCAGAGCGGAUCAUAAAAUUUGCAAUUUCACAUUUACAUAUUUUCAAGAAUAAAAUAUUUGUACAUACAUACAUACUACAUUUAUGUUUAUAUAAACUACAUGAAGUGGCUAAGGUGCGCAACAACAAAUCACAAUAAUUAAAACCAAAAAAAGGAGGAGCUUUGAAUCGUUGUCUGCAGACUAAUCGCACAGCUAGUAAUAAAUCAGACAAAAGUGCUAUAAAAUAUUAACAAACAAUAAGUAAAAUCAGUGGUGAAGAGGAAAUUGUGCCGCAUGUAUUGCACUUCGCAUCAAAGAAACAAUCAACAACUGGCGUUGUAGUGUCGCCACGGUGAACGGACGGCGGUUAAGUAAAUGAGAUUAACCACCUCGCAUUGGCGCGCCGUUCGGCGGUAUUUUUUAGUUUUCACCGCCAUUGCAUUGCUGCCGCUAGCGCUUGUCUAUCUGGUGCGAAACGAGCAAAUUUACCGCAUCAAAGGAUAUGAGUAUGUUAAUGAGUCACAUGUGCCAGUAUUGCCGGAGGAGUCAGUGCACACGCUUUCGCCGAACGAUGUGGAGCGCAUCGAGAAGCGCAUGGAACGGCGGCGAAAACUGCUGCAAGAGAAAUGUGCCGAAUUUGGCCUAGAUGUAGUGGGUAACGACACAUGGCACAAGCCCAACGCUUGGGAGUUUUUAGUCAAUAAAAAAUAUCACAUUAUAUGGUGCAAUGUGUUCAAAGCUGCCUCCUCAUCAUGGAUGUUCAAUUUUAAUGUAUUAGCCGGUUACUCGCCGGAUUUCCUACAACGAACCAAAGAAGUGUUCCUGAAUUUGGCAAGGGAACGUUAUCCGCGCGUUUCUAUUGAAAAGCUGCGAGAAGCACAAAAUGAUUCGAUUACAUUCAUGAUAGCGCGCCAUCCAUUCGAGAGGCUAUUAAGUGCAUAUCGUGAUAAGCUGGUAUUUGCCCUACCACACUCCUAUCACGACAAGUUGGGGCGGCGCAUUGUACGCAAAUAUCGCAGCAAAAGUUUGGAUAUGAAUUCGCCCAAAUAUCCAACAUUCCCAGAGUUCGUGCGUUGGCUCUUGGAUCAGAUAAAGCAUGGCAAUGUCCAAAUGGAUAUGCAUUUUGUAUCGUCGACAAUGUUUUGCACGCCAUGUGUCAUCAAUUUUGAUGUGAUUAUGAAAUUCGACACACUCGACGAAGAUCAAUUAUAUCUCAUACACAAGACUGGCUUGACGCGCGUCAUAGCGCCCGAGUGGCGUAAUGCGGGCAAAGGCAAGAAUACGCAAGAGUUGCUGCAAUCAUUCUACUCUAAGUUGACGCAUAAAGAAAUGCAUGGACUUUAUCAAUAUUACAAGUAUGACUUUGAAUUAUUCAACUAUAGCGCGUCAUCGUAUUUUAAUUUGGUACAAGAAAACGGCACCUGAGAAGAAAGUAGCCCAACACGAUGGACGGAGAAAGUAGCAACAGCCGUAGCAGCAUUUUAGGCGCUUCGCAACGCAGCCGCACUCCUCUCAGCAACAACGAAGCACACGAAUAUAUACUUAUGCACACAAAUCUACAAACAUACAUACAUACAUAUGUGUAUGUACACCGACAAACCAUACAUAUGAAUUAACAUACGUACAUACAUACAUACAUAUACAAACUAUACUACUUACUUACAUACAAUAUACAUACAUAAACAUAAAUAAGUAAACGCUAAUGAACCAAAAAGCUCGAAUAGGAAAAUAAAGUGAAAGGUUAGAAGUGGACUGAGAGUGAUGAAAUUCAAUAAGUUCCAAAUGGUUGGCGUGAAAUUCAACCAAAAAUAUGAAUGUAAAAUAUUUACAUAAUUGAUUUUUAUACGUAAUAUGGAAAUUAUGCUUGCCACUUUGUCGGCAACCUUGCAUAUCCAACUAAUUGGUUGCAUAUUCACUAAGCUCUUUUAGACACGCACGUUUUCAUGGCUGGACCGCGCAGCCACGAGCAACUUCUAUGUAGCUAGAGCACUAACAAGAAGUGACGCAUAAAAUACAUACACAUACAUAAGCACUGGCUCGUUAAGUUGAAGUAAGUAGGCGGAUUUGAGGGUAAUUUGAGCAUUUUGAAAAGACACUGUACAAUAAUUUAGCGACGUAAACUAGCUGAUAAAUUUUAACGCCGUACGCGUAGUUACAUUAAUUGGUAGUAGUGCUAAGCUUUAGAUUUUUGCUAAAUAAUUAAAGUAAAUAAAUUAAAAUAACAAAAUAAAAUAACCAAUUACUGAGCACUGGUUCGAUUCAGCGAGCAUAUAACCAUACCAUUGAAGGCAUGUGUGCGAAGAUGACAGCGUGGAAUGUAGUGGAAAUUUAGUUGGUGCAGUUGGAGUUCCAGAUGAAAUGGCGCGGCUUAAAAUAUGCUUUAGAAAAUAUGGAAAAUUAUUAAUGCAUGCUUUAGGCAGCCUUUUAAAUGUAAUAAGCAUACUUCUAGGCGCCUGGUUUCCUUUCGAAUCAGCCUUGCAAUCAUA
Rhagoletis pomonella (apple maggot) is the source of this 2492-nucleotide messenger RNA. RefSeq names its product carbohydrate sulfotransferase 9. Gene Ontology annotation, biological process: carbohydrate biosynthetic process. The record is from RefSeq and is a predicted model, not a curated record. Gene Ontology annotation, molecular function: sulfotransferase activity. Gene Ontology annotation, cellular component: membrane. The transcript is spliced from 8 exons. NCBI's taxonomy places the organism in Eukaryota, Metazoa, Arthropoda, Insecta, Diptera, Tephritidae. The coding region runs from base 382 to 1431 and encodes 349 amino acids.